AUGCCACAAGCCCAGUCGACCGCAGCGGCCCCGUCCAGGCAGCGGCGGCAACAUAAGAGUGAAGGGCGGCCUAGACUCGAUGCGACCGCCGCUAAACUAUCCGAGGAUCGGCGAAUCCAAAUUCGACGUGCUCAGAGAACCUAUAGGUUGAAAAAAGAUGCUUGUAUUCAGAGCUCCCAACAACGCGUUUGUGAGCUGGAGCACAAGCUUACAGAAAUUGGUCAACUACUCCGAGAGCAUCGAGAUAGGUUACAAGCCACAUUACACGGCACACAUCCAGAGCUCCUUGGUGGAUGCGAGCGCAUAUUAGACCGUUUGAAAAUUAUACCGGGUGGGAACCAGGUCGACAUUUCAAACAGCGUUACCCGGAUAGCAAGCUCAAAGCAGUUGACAAAUUACUGCUCUAGUGCCGUCCCACAAAAUGAUCGGGCAUCCAAUUUUGCUGCCAGUGGCUACCAGGAUAUCCCUGACUUAGCCUUGAGCAAGUUUUCGGCAAUGAGAAAAUCUCCAAAUCUUUCUGGGGAUACAGAGGGGAUGAUGUUACCUGCCGGAAGCAACUCCAGGGAAAGUUGUUCGAAUACCGAACGAAAGAACCCAAUGUCAGAAACAGUCGACAGAUCUGUUGGGGCUCAAUUGAAUUAUACAUACUCCUUCUUGGAGACGUCUUUCGCACGCAGACUGAAACGAUUCAGUCUAGAAUACGCUUUUCAGAUUUUCGACGAUCCACACUCAGACCCGCAUGAGGUCUUUCGACUGUUCAGACUUGUUCCAUGUUUCCGCGAAAGGGCGAAAAUGUACCCCUAUUUCAAAGAGCUAGUGACAUCUAACCGUGGUCAUUCGCUGGAAAUCAGCAGCCUGCCAUUCUAUACCAUAGGUGGCGCCGGAACGCACUAUGCUGAUAUUGAUGAUGCCGGUAAUCCUAUGUAUCCCCCAAAUUCGAGGGUCCCGCGACGAAUACUGGGUAUCCUACCCAUGUCGAAGGAAGGGGAUCCCCAAAAUGAUAUCUCCCAGACCCAGCAAGCCCAACUUGAGCUCUGUGGAUUUGGUGGUGAUUGGUUCGAUUGCCGGGAUGUUGAAGGAUAUCUGAAAGCAAGAGGCGUGCAACUCGACGAGUCUACAAUCACCAUCGACCGAAUUCCCAACUUUUUUUCCAGGUCGUUGGUUGAAAUAACAACAUUGCCUGUGCCAUAUUCCAAGAUGUCGGAUCCAUUCAGCUUAAUGCAGACAACCAUGGGCAGUUACAAAUGUAUUGCGGUUGCAGUUAUCGUGGGUUACAUGGUUGUGGUAAAAUUCCGCCGUUACGAGCGCAUGGCCUCUAUCGAGGUCCCUUUCCUGCACGGCCGGAGAGAGUUGUCGACCAUGACAACAGACGAAGCACAUGGAAUUAUUUCUCAGUUGCAGGAGUUCGAGUUUCCAUACGCAUUCGGAAAAGCUCGAAAAAUCGCUUUGUUGAAGGCCGGGGCUAUUCCGACCAUGUCGAAGUUGUUCGCAGUAACUGGUCAAAACAACAAGCGGAACUCUGGAAAGCCGCAAUCCAAGGCCAGAGAUUCUGAUCGAUAUCAACGCGCUGUGGCGAGAAUGAACUACCUCCACGCUCGGUAUCGUAAAGCAGACAAAAUUACCGAUGACGAUCUUCUUCACACGCUUGGUGAUGGGCUCUUCGAGAUUGUCGAUGUGAUCAACAGAGAAGAAUGGCGAGCCCUUACCGAGGUUGAAUUGUGUGCGCUAGGUGUCUUCCACAAGAACCUAGGAGAAGACAUGGGGAUACCCUUCGACAAACUUGCUUCGAGUAAGGAGGGUUGGACCAACGGCUUGCAUUUUGCAAAUGAGCUGCAAGAGUGGACUUUGCGAUAUGAGCAGGAAGUCGCCAAGCCCACGGCGACAAAUGACCAAUACGUCCGAGUAUAUGUUGAUUCAGCGCUAUCAUCGCUUCCCGCUUUCGUUCGCAUCGCCGUUCGACAAAUGCUGGGAGCCAGCUUGGAUAAUGUUAUGAGGACAAGUCUGUGUCUGGAAUCCCCGGGUCUGAUCUACUCAACCUUGCUUAUUUCAAUCCGGGAAGCGCGGAAAAUAUUCCUGAGGCAUUUCUCGCUCCCACGAGCAGGCGCCCUGAAGCUUGUGAGUGAGCUCCCCAAUGCCGAAACAGGGCUUUAUAGUUUCAGAAGGAAAACGCUUCAGCCAUGGUACAUGGAGCCCAACUUCUGGUCCAGAUGGGGACCUGGGGCUCUGCUUGUCCGAGCCUUGGGCGGGAAGGUGCCUGGCGCGCGGGGAGAUCGUUAUCACCCACAAGGCUAUGACCUGAUGACCAUCGGACCGAGCCCUCAGAAGGAGAAGGGACAGACAGAAAUGAUGUCCGACAUUGAAGUCAUCAAAAGCAGGACUAUGGCAUCGUGUCCCUUUUCGCACGCAAAGAAUGGUGGUUUCAACACUGCCUAG
Penicillium brevicompactum is the source of this 2433-nucleotide messenger RNA. RefSeq lists its product as uncharacterized. Gene Ontology annotation, molecular function: oxidoreductase activity. Bases 1 to 2433 code for a protein of 810 amino acids. The transcript has 7 exons. The record is from RefSeq and is a predicted model, not a curated record. Lineage: Eukaryota; Fungi; Ascomycota; Eurotiomycetes; Eurotiales; Aspergillaceae.